AUGUUGUUGUGUGCGCCCACUGUGAUUUGCAUGACUACAGCAGACUCCUUGCAUCUCAGUAUCUUUGUUUCUCAUGCUCGAGCCAGCACAUAUCGUGUGGAGCAGAUUUCCAGCGCUGUCGUUAUCAUGGUGAAGUGCUUACGAAAGAAGCCUUCAUGCAAUUUCCCUGCCCAUGAUUCUGAAACAGAACCUUACAACGAAGCCAUCUUCCAAGGUGACUCACGGCUAAGCAUGGAAAUCCACGCCCUGUACCAGAAGUGGCCAGGCCUUGACAGCUUUGAAAGAGAGGAUGCCAUCAAGCUCCUCACACAGGAUGGUCUUCUGCCGACUUGGGAAGGGGCUACGUGCCCCUUCUGCUUCAAGGGCAUUGUGGCCCUCUACAGGACAGAGAUUCAGGACUUCCCCGAUAUCGGUGCCGACGAAAGAAAGAACUGUCACAAGUUUAUCACGCCGCAGUACCUCCAUCCUCUGUUUGCUGCCACAAGGGGCCCGGAGAUGCAUUCUCUUGGUCUCCAGGCCGGUGUCUUGCUUUUGCUACUUGCAGGAGUGGCGGCAAGCGUCAUCCUUCUCGUGACCCAGGCUGAGUGUCCGGGUAAGAUUGUGGAGUGGGAACAAUGGGUCGGCCUAGUCCAGCGCGGGAAGCCAACAUUGCUGGUUCUUCUACGCCUCUCUCCCAAGCCCACCAACAAGAGAGCGCCCGGUCCGGGCCCCAUCCGAAAGAACGAGUGGCGCACGAUCGUAAACAAGGCUGAAGGACAAGCAGGUGCUUCUUCACAGCGACAGCGCCAGGGCACACACGAUCAAAGUUCCAGGCGUUCACCAUGGCUCCGUCGUCCAUCAGACAAAACGGAUAAAGGUUCGUGGUGUUUGGAAGUGGAAAAAGCCAACCUGCAUGAAGCUCAAGAAGAUUACCCUGCCUGGUGGUCGCAAGAUCACUGUCAGGGUUGGUACGCACAUCAUCGACCGGUGUUGGAGGUUCGUGAAGGAGCGGCUUAG
Symbiodinium natans is the source of this 996-nucleotide messenger RNA. NCBI's taxonomy places the organism in Eukaryota, Dinophyceae, Suessiales, Symbiodiniaceae. The record is from the annotation of a GenBank genome assembly.